Messenger RNA from Naegleria gruberi, 723 nucleotides. RefSeq lists its product as uncharacterized. The transcript has a single exon. Lineage: Eukaryota; Heterolobosea; Eutetramitea; Acrasida; Naegleriidae. The record is from RefSeq and is a predicted model, not a curated record. Bases 1 to 723 code for a protein of 240 amino acids.
AUGACAAAACAACAAGCUACACGAAUCAUAAGCACAAUCAUUGUAUUUCUCUCACUAAUUUGUUCGUCAACAUUUGUAAAUACAUCACCAACUUUCGGAAUCAAAUUACAGACAAGUAAUAUAUUCAAUAAUAUUGAUGGUCAAUCGGAGGAAUGGAUUCAUAAUUUGAAAUAUCAAUCCAGUUUACAAGAUAACAAUGGUCCAUUCACUAGUGGUUCUUGGUAUUUAGGAGAUGCACAAGUUUAUGACGAAAGUUGUAAUUAUCUUCAAAUUCCAUUCACCAAGUUAGUUUCCACUGGUUCAGAAUUAACAUUGAGUAAUCCGGUCACUUCAACAACUUACACGCUUAAUACCUUUGUAAAAAGACCAUUCAGUGAUAAUCUAUUCUUUGGACUUGUUACAUAUUCAAGUGAAUCAUUUCCAAUUUGUUUAGAAUUCAAUACAAGUGAAGGAGCAAAACUAGCUUUCACAUUUGAUAUUUUAACAUGUUCAAAUGUUGAAUCAUUUACCCCUUCAUGCAAAUUGGACCCCGAAACAAACAAAAUUUCCCAAGUUACCUACGUUUACAAAUCUCCAGGAACAAUAAGCUCCCUCACUCUUCUUGGGAUUGUCCUGUUGAUUACUUGUACGUGUACUUGUUUGAUUUGUUGUGUUGUUUGUUGUGUUGUACUGUGCACCAGAUUCAAUUCGAGAAGAUCUCUAAUGUACACACGAGUCAAUUAG